Molecule: messenger RNA, 1552 nt
Organism: Oryza sativa Japonica Group (Japanese rice)
Lineage: Eukaryota; Viridiplantae; Streptophyta; Magnoliopsida; Poales; Poaceae
Product: late embryogenesis abundant protein, group 3
Source: RefSeq, a predicted model, not a curated record
CCAGCGUGAUCACCGCACUGUUGGGUUCGCGACUUCUCGUAUUCUCUAGCACGCGAAAGCGAUUAUCUGUUCUUGUUUGGAGGAGUUCACGUACGUCACGAGCAAUGGCGAUCGUGUCGCGGUCGAGGAGGCUGGCGGUGACGCUGCUGCUGCUGCUGUUUGCUGUGGUGGCGGCGGCCGCCGUGGCGACGAAGGCGGAGGCUGGCACGGAGGACGCGGCGAGCAAGGAGGACGAGUCGUGGACGGGCUGGGCCAAGGAGAAGAUCACCGAGGGGCUCGGGCUGAAGCACCACGUCGCCGACGUCGACGAGGAGGAGGACGCCGCGCGCAAGGCCGGCCACGCCGCCAAGUCCGCCCAGCACACCGCCUCCGAGGCAGGGAGGCAGACGAGCAAGAAGGCCGGGGACGCGAAGGAGGCGGCGGAGGCGACGGCGUCGGGCGCGUCGAGCAAGGCUGAGCAGGCAAAGGAGAAGACGAAGGAGGCGGCGAAGGGCGCCGCCGGCGAGGCGACCAGGAGAGCGGAGCAGGCCAAGCACAAGACCAAGGAGGCCGCCGAGGCGGCCGGCGAGAGGGGCGCCGAGGUGCACGAGCAGUCGAAGCAGGGCAAGGCCAAGGUCGAAGAGACGGCCAAGGAGAAGGCCGGCGAGGGGUACGACGCCGCCAAGGACAAGGCCGGCAAGGCGCAGGAGACUCUCCGGCAAUCCACCGACGCCGCCAAGGACAAGGCCGGCAAGGCGCAGGAGACUCUCCGGCAAUCCACCGACGCCGCCAGGGACAAGGCCGGCAAGGCGCAGGAGACGCUCCGGCAAUCCACCGACGCCGCCGCGGAGAAGGCCGGGGCGGCGAAGGACAGCGCGUGGGAGAGGACCAGCUCGGCGAAGGACGCCGCGGCGGAGAAGGCCGGGUCGGCGAAGGACGCGGCGUGGGAGAAGACAAGCUCGGCGAAGGACGCCGCGGCGGAGAAGGCCGGGGCGGCGAAGGACGCGGCGCGGGAGAAGGCGGAGGCGGCCGGCGAGAAGGCGAGGCAGUCCAAGGAGGCGGCGAAGGGGAAGGCCGGCGCGGCGAAGGACGCGGCGUGGGAGAAGGCGGAGGCGGCGAAGGACGCCGCGUGGGAGACGGCGGAGGCGGCGAGGGAGAAGGCGAACGAGGGGUACGAGAAGGUGAAGGAGAAGGCGAAGGAGAAGGUGGAGGAGGUGAAGGAGCGCGUCACCGGCGCCGACGACGCCGCCGAUCACGGCAAGGAGAAGAAGCAUCACCACCGCCACGUCGACGGCAAGCAAAAGCCCCGCACGGUCGACGAGCUCUGAGCUAGCCGCCGGCGUACGGACACCGAUUAGCCCAUGUCAACAUAGCACUUUUCAGUGAUGUUUUUCAGUGUGUUUGCUGUAGCUCUCCACACGAUGCCGUUUUCUGUAUGCUGUUGCAUUUUGUACAAUAAUGUGAUCUUUCUGUAGAGAACUUGUUUGUAUUCUGUAGAGAACUUGUUUGAAACAAGUUACUGUGUUUUUCCCACUGAAACUUCACUCAAAACUGAAUCUUUUGCUGUUUUCCA